UCCUGUGGGUGCUGCAGGUGAUGGUCAGCUGGUGACUGGGGUUAGCUCAGCCCCUGUGGUGAAUGGCUGUGAGCAGAGGGGGCGUGGCCUUCUGGGUGGGUUGUGUCCGCAGCCAAGGCAGACGGCAACCCAUCAACAGACACAGCUGGAGUCUGAGCCAGACGACAGACUGGCAAUGGAUCUGUCAGAGUCGCCCCCUGAGCGGUGCAUCAUGGGCCCUGUCACCCCCCAACAGCCUGAGGUACCAGAACAAUAGGCAGCCGCUGCUGUCCCACCCGUUCCACCAUGCCAGCCAGCCUCAGAGGGGGGGUUACUGGGAGGAGCACUGGGAGGAGCCUCUCAGUGUGUGUGUGUUGGUCAGACAGGGGGAACUGGACGGCCUGCUGGAGAUCCCUCUACCCCGUCACAACAGGUCCUCUGAGUUCUCCUUCCCGCUGACCACUGUGGACGGCUGCAGAGAGGACGACAUCAGCGUGGACAGCUUCAGGAGGAACAGUGCUGAUGUUUUGAAGAGAGAACAUGGAUGUUUCAGAAGUCUGUUUGAAGCAGAGAGGUGUCCCGCUCCGUUCAUGUACGGAUCCCAGUUUUAUUGUUUUCAUUGCCCGGGUAAAGAGACGGUUACAGAGUCGGGAGCAGAGCCGGGACCUGGCAUCAGCCUGGGGUCUACACAGGAUAUUGGACUUUAUAAACCUGUGGAGCUGCCUCUGAUGCUCCCUACCUAUCUGUGUAGCCAUGCAGAGAGAGCAGAGGGGGAGGUGAAAAGUGCAAGAGACAGUGAAGAGGAGGAGAAACUGGCUCUGAUGUAUGAACGGCUGAGGAUAGAGCUCCCCAGUUUCUUCAUGAAGACUCACGACUACAGCAUGUACUCCAAAGACCUGGAGUUCAUCAACGGCCUCCUCAACACCAAGACCAGAGGCCGGGUGUUGUACCAGCUGAUCCUGUCCUUGUGGCGUUUCCUCUCUCUGUGUUACUAUGCCGACGGUCGGCUGGAGGUGCUGAAGCUAACGAAGCACAUGGAGGACGGGACCAUCAAGGCCCGCUGGAGGAUCAGAGGCCUCCCAGUCUACUCUCUGCUGUUCUGCUUCUACCGGAAAGACAAGUCUCACCUGUACAGGUCAUUUGAUGCGUUCUCUACGUUCUACAUCGGACAGGACGGACUCAUUCACUGUCACAAAGUGGAAAAGGUGAUGCCAGCUCGGCCCCCCGUCCUGCCCAGGGUCAGGUCUCUCCUGGCGGGAGCUCUGGUGGCUCUGGGUAUCCAGGAGCACCGCCCUGCUCUGAACCUUCUGCCCCCCCUGCUGUCCUCUGUGAGACAGAGCAGAGAUUGACCCGGGACAGGACAGUUGUCAGGUCAUGUGACUCAUUCAUCAUCAAACACAGGAACACGCUAUCAUGGAGCUGUGUGUGCUAACAUGUGGUCAUGCUGUCACCCUUCACAGAGCGUCUGUCGGUGGUUAAAGAUUAAAAAAUAUGAAGAGUGUGAACACAGAGUCUGAGGAACAGACUGAUGAGAAAGACGUCUUUAAAUAUCUGUUAAACAAGAGGCGUUGAUCUGUCAGCAGAACGUCAGACUUCAACCUCAGACUCUCUCAUGCUAACGUGCUAAUGUCUGCUGAGGAUUCACAUGAUGUUUCUGCUACGCGCAGCUAACUGUUAAACAAGCUAACAACAUAAACAGUCAGAUCACAUGUCUCUUUCAAGAACAAAAUAAACCCAUUACCCUGUCAGGUCUAAGAUGAUCUCACGUCUGAGUGUUAAACAGAAUCCGGUCGGUCACUUUCACUGACAUUAAAAAAAACACUUGCCUCUUCAUCACUGCAGGAAACUAGAAACUCGAAUACACCCAUCAUGUCUCUGAGAUAAGUUGUUUGCUGGAGUUCAAGCGGACUGUUCCUUUAACCUUCACUGUUCAGCACCUUCUUUCACGUUCACACAGGUCUCCAGUAAACUCAUUCUAAUAAUCAACAUGUAGAAUAUGAAAGGUUGGACCGUUUAAUUUUCUGUCUCUGUGAUCAUUUUCAAAAAGAAUAGAUCUGUUGAAUCACACUUUUAAACACUAGGGGUCAGAGUUACAGAUUGCUCCUUUAAAGGACGUUAAACUCCUUCAGAUUUUUGAUUCUGAGAGUCCGGAUCAGGAUGAACCUUGCAUCAAAUGACCUGACGACAUGGGGAAAAAAAAUGCUUACUGUAAAAUUUGACAACAUUUCAUAAUGAGACAAACACAAUGAAGGAAAUGAAUGAAUGCAUUAAAGCCUUUAAGUUUUAGUAUCUACAGAUUGAAGAAUCAUCAGAGGAACAGCAACAGACGACUCUUUAGUAUUUAAUCCACACAAACUGUACAGAUACUCACAGCCUCCGCAGUGUGAUGAUCCUCAGACUGUACCCGAUCACCUGAACCUGACAUGACGUCCUGUUUGCCUGAACAUACAUGAACCUUUAAUUUAUCCCGGAUGAGCAGCUGUACAUACUGAGGCUUCUUAAUGUGUAGUUCUCCUUCAAACAGAGCAAUAAGCAUGCCGUACCUGUCACACAUGUAGACUGUCUAUUCAGAUGGACGGAGGGACAGCCGCCUGGGAGUGAAGCCUGCUGAUUGGCUGCAGUAGAUAAACCCCGGCUCCUCCACGUUCACAAAUAAGACCUGAAUCAAAUACUAGAUCAAAAUGCACUCCAGAUAAUGUUUUUUGAAUCAUAGUUACCACGCUGUUUUGUGUUCAAGUCAUAUUUCUCUGAGACGUUAUUUGAUUCUCUAAAACGGUCAAAAACCUGUGAGUGACCGGCCUGUUCACAAUUGCCGCGUCUGCGCCACAGUGUGCACCAGAUUAUCAGCAGAAACGGCGAGAGUCUCUGAACUUUCCGGGUCUCUGGGAUAUUCUGGCUUCAUCCUGCUUACCAGGAGGAGGCCGAGGCACGCUGUCCGUUUGUAUAAACAGUCUAUGGUCACACAUCAGAGCCGUGUGUGUGUGUGUGUGUGUCGUCAUCAUCCUGUACCAAUCAGUGUGGCUUCAUCUCCACAUGUAGAGCUGCAAUAUCUCACCUGUGUGAAUAAAUAAACAUAUAAUUAACUAUC
Messenger RNA from Labrus bergylta (ballan wrasse), 3067 nucleotides. It is a transcript of the gene c19h6orf136, whose product is annotated as chromosome 19 C6orf136 homolog. Lineage: Eukaryota; Metazoa; Chordata; Actinopteri; Labriformes; Labridae. The record is from RefSeq and is a predicted model, not a curated record.